UGUCAAUAACUACACGUUUGUUUACAUUUUUCCAGAAAAGCGUUUAAACGUUGUUGUUUAUCGCUCCGUCUACAUAAUAUAUAAGAGAAGUUAACAUACAUUAUGGUGCUUCAUUCCGGGUUAUAAAACUUUUAAUGUUUAGUAUCCAAACGUGUACCAGUUACGUGCAUGGCUUACGUCGUUCCUGAAACAUUCCAGCCAUGUAAAGGUGCACGGAAAGAACUUCCAUCUGGUCUGAAGGAACUUGCAACACUUUCUGAAGUUCAAAUAAGCAGGGAUGUUAACUUCUUUGAAUUAUUUUUAUGCUGUACUCCUCGUCAAGCAUCAUUUACUGUCUCUACAUGUACGCCAACACCAGAAGAAAUCUUUUCCAUUAAAGAAUCUGGUAUGUGCAUGUUCCGGGAAUGUCUAGGAGGGGCGAGGAAUCUAAUGCUUCGGAUGAGCAAUAACGAAGACGAAGAUGUAGCGUUUUUUUCACGUUCUAUGACAUGUACACGUGGGUGUUGUGGAUCUUCCUGUUGUCCACCUAAUAUGGGGAUAAAUUCUCCGCCAUAUAUCAGGAUAGGAACUAUACAGGAAAGAGUAAAUUGUUGCUAUCCGAGGUUUGAUGCUAUAAAUUAUAAAGACAAUGAAAACUUGCUUACAUACCAUACUGACUGUUGUUACAUUAAAACAUGUGGACUUUGUUAUGAUCUAGAAAUAACUGUCCAUGAUUCCUGCACUGAAGAAUGUGUUGCUAAAAUAGUAAAGAAAUCAAAAUCCAAUUGUCGUGAAUGGUGUAAUCUUAAAAAUGAUUUUAUUGUACAUUAUUUAACAGAUUUGGACAUUGUUAAGAGACUAAUGGUGAUAGGUGCCUGUUUAUUGGCAGAUUUUAACAAUUUUGAACAUGAUCGAAGAUGCUGUUGUUGAUUUGUUUAAUUGCUGUCUAAUCAAUGUAUGAAAUGUGCGAGUCGUUGAAACUUUAGGCUAACGCAUUACUUUUAUUUCUAGAAUCUUUCGAAAAUUUAUCUAGUCAGUCAAACACUUUACACUUUACAUAACUAAUAUCAACAUUGAAGUAUGCAUUUAGUGAUUCGAUUCUUUUUCUGAUACUGUUUAUAGCUCAUACAUUGUAUCUUCUGAAUACAAGGAGCUCUUUUAGUUAUUUUGUACAUUCCAAUAAAAAUAAAGUAGUUUU
Molecule: messenger RNA, 1177 nt
Organism: Mytilus californianus (California mussel)
Lineage: Eukaryota; Metazoa; Mollusca; Bivalvia; Mytilida; Mytilidae
Product: phospholipid scramblase 1-like
Exons: 6
Coding region: 169-909 (246 amino acids)
Biological process (GO): plasma membrane phospholipid scrambling
Cellular component (GO): plasma membrane
Molecular function (GO): phospholipid scramblase activity
Source: RefSeq, a predicted model, not a curated record